AUGCGAAGAGUAGUUGUGACCGGAAUGGGAAUGGUGUCUCCCUUGGGCUUGAAUGUGUCUGAAUCAUGGAAUAGCCUACUCGCAGGAAAGAGCGGAGUUGUGAGAGUGAAAGACAGAAAUAAAGAUUUGCCAGAUGUCUACAUGGGACUCAUACCAUAAUCAUUUGAUACCAAGCCCUAUCAAGUAGAGUAUUGUCCCAGCAAUUUGACAUCCUAUGCUAUGUGUGCUGCUCAAGAGGCCAUAGCUGAUUCGAAUGUACUGAACGAUUGUGAUCCAGAUAGAAUUGGAGUCAAUAUCGGAGUGAUGAAUUCAAGCAUGACUAAAAUCACCGAAAUCAUUAGCAAUGCAGCCUUGAAAGGUACUAGCAGAAUCAAUCCAUUUACAAUGCUCUAUGUAUUAUCCAAUAUGCCCACUGCCUUAUUGACUAUUAAAUAUAAGCUUAAAGGGCCCAGCAGCACAGCCUCAACUGCAUGUGCAACAGGUGCUUCAGCUAUCGGAGAUUCUUUUAGAAAAAUUAAGUAUGGAGAUGCUGAUAUCAUGAUUGCUGGAGGAACAGAAGAUACUUUCAACACAACAGCCAUCUAUGCUUCAAUCAAGAUGUAAGCUAUGUCCACAAAAAUCUAUGAUGAUCCUACUAGAGCCUCAAGACCCUUUGAUGAAGAGAGAUCAGGAUUCUUAUUGGCUGAAGGCAGUGGAAUCUUGGUGUUGGAAGAGUAUUCAAGAGCAAAGAGAAGAGGAGCCAAAAUCUAUGCUGAGAUAUUGGGAUAUGGAGAAAGUAGCGAUGCUUUUCAUCUGACUCGACCUCAGGAUAAUGGAGAGGGGGGCAGAGCUGCCAUGUUAAAAGCACUGAAGGAAGCCAAUAUUAAUGAUGUCGAUCUCAUCAAUUGUCAUGCCACGUCUACCAAAGGAGGAGAUAUAGCAGAGGCUAGAGCCAUAGCUGAUUCGAAAGCUACUUUGGUUGCCAAUAAAAGCCAAUUGGGACACACCUUUGGAGCAGCUGGUGCCAUCGAGUCGAUUUUCACCAUCAAAUCUCUAUAGGAAUAAAUUAUUCCUCCCACUAUCAAUCUUGAUAAACCCAUUAUUAGAGAGAAUCAAUAUUGCAAGGAGGCCACAGAGAAAUCAUUAAAAUAUGCUUUGAAAAAUGCUUUUGGGUUUGGAGGUGUCAAUGUUUCUCUAGCAUUUGGUAAAUAUAAUUGA
Molecule: messenger RNA, 1197 nt
Organism: Paramecium tetraurelia
Lineage: Eukaryota; Ciliophora; Oligohymenophorea; Peniculida; Parameciidae
Exons: 2
Biological process (GO): fatty acid biosynthetic process
Molecular function (GO): 3-oxoacyl-[acyl-carrier-protein] synthase activity
Source: RefSeq, a predicted model, not a curated record